Messenger RNA from Oppia nitens, 989 nucleotides. RefSeq names its product serine/threonine-protein kinase MAK-like. Bases 60 to 989 code for a protein of 309 amino acids. The transcript has 2 exons. Gene Ontology annotation, cellular component: cytoplasm. The record is from RefSeq and is a predicted model, not a curated record. Gene Ontology annotation, molecular function: protein serine/threonine kinase activity; ATP binding. Gene Ontology annotation, biological process: protein phosphorylation. NCBI's taxonomy places the organism in Eukaryota, Metazoa, Arthropoda, Arachnida, Sarcoptiformes, Oppiidae.
CAUAAAAAGAAGAAAAAGAAACGAAAAAAGAGAUACAUAUAAAUCACAUUACCGGACAAAUGGCUGGUCCAUCAACUGGUCAGGUAGUAUCUGAUGAAGAAAGACAUCUUCUCAGUCAAAAUGGCUAUGAUAUUGGUCCAACACUCGGUUCCGGUAGAAUGGGUGUAGUUUACAAGGGUGUGUGUAAUGACAGAGCCUAUAAAUUUUAUCCCAAUCAAGGUCUGGAACCGGUAGUCAACGCCCGUACUUUUACUGACAACGAAAACAAUGUUUAUAUUGAGAGAUCACUUUCUGGCAAACUAUGUGCCAUAAAGCGUCUCAAAGAGCCGAUGUCGCGCUCCGGUAUGGAUGAGGCACAACAUCUGGUGCUAUUAAAUCAUCCAAAUAUUGUCGAGUUCUACACAACGUUGACUUUGAUGGGACACCAGUAUAUAGUUCUCGAGUAUCUCAACGGCGGAUCACUGGCAGACUGUUUGCGCGAAAUGCAGCGCAAGAAUCGCCGGUUUGUCGAUUGGCAGGUGAGCUCAAUAUACCGACAGCUGCUCUUUGGGUUACAGUUUGCUCAUCAAAACAAUAUUAUACAUAAGGAUCUACAGUUUGGUAACAUUAUGUUUCAUAUACCAGAUUCACGACAACCCGAUCGACGAGUGGUCAAACUUGUAGACUUUGGCGCCGCAGAAGAGAGUACAACCAAAACUCGUGGCAGAGGUGUCACCGAAACCAGUGAUAUCUGGCGUCUGGCGCCAGCAUUUCGGGCAAUACUUAAUCAGUCAAUUAUUCGUACGCCGGGAACUGAACAACAGCUAAGAACUAUUGUGGCAAAAAUGGAUGAGAAAAGGUAUGUAAACAUUGAACAAGUGUUGACUGAGUUGCAACCAGUGUUGGAUCAAAUGCCACCCGAGCCCACACAGGAAACAGGUCUUACCCGUGCAAGUGUUAUGGAAAGACUAUUAUAUAGAUUUCAUAGACAACAACGACAACAAAAAUGA